CAGCAAUUAAUUACACUCGUUCUUUGUAAUGUCAAGUAAGGGUACCACAUGGUCCAUAGCAAUUCCGCUUCCGUACUUGCAAAGAUCAAAGACAUAGUAUAUGAACUGGUAAUUAUCACCCAGCCAUUCAUUUAUUUUACUUUUGUCCACCGCACUGAUGCAUCAUCUGUUCCAUCUUGCGGCUAUCUUGGCAUGGGCGGGAGCAGUCGCUUGUGAGGCUCUUGCUCCCAUUAACGAGGACUUUGACGCUUACUCACACGACGACGUUGACGUCUGCUCAAGCGGUGCUGUGAACUAUACCAUUCUGGCGCAGAAGCUGUCUAGCACUGCACAGAUUAUAUUGCCCAGCUCUAACCUCUUCGAAGCCAUUACGGAGCGCUGGUCCAACCUGAGCACCCCUGUCGCAAACGUGGUGGUGGUUCCAAGAACCGAACAGGACGUUGUCGAGACUGUCAAAUUUGCAAACUGGUGCUCGUUGCCUUUCCUAACGACCAAUGGAUAUCACGGCUCAAUUACUACCCUUGGGAGGAUGACUGAGGGCAUCGAGAUUCAUUUGAGCCAGUUAAGCAGUGUUACAGUUUCCGCAGAUGGAACGACAGCCACCAUUGGCGGAGGUGUCAUCUCCAGAAACCUCACUGAUGCGCUUUGGGCGGCAGGAAAACAAACAGUUACUGGAACUUGUGAAUGUGUGAGCUACCUUGGUCCUGGCCUUGGAGGCGGUCACGGAUGGCUCCAAGGUCACCAUGGACUCGUCUCAGACCAAUUCGUCUCAUGGAAUGUUGUUCUCGCCAGUGGCAGCUUGAUCACUGUCGACGAAAAUUCUGAACUCUUCUGGGGCAUGAAGGGGGCCGGGCAGAAUUUCGGAAUCGUAACUUCCAUGACCUCAAAGAUUUAUGAUCUUGUGUACCCCAACUAUGCCAUGGAAACACUCAUCUUCGGCGGCGAUCAAGUCGAGGCUGUCUACGAGGUUGCUAAUGAGCAGUGGCUUACCAACAACAAGACCAUGCCCGUCGAUCUCAUCAACUGGUCGUAUUGGUACUACGAUCCUACCACUGAUGCAGACAAACCAGUUAUCGCAUUUUACCUCAUCCAAGAAGGAGUCGAAGCCGUCGAUGUGGCUUACACCCAGCCGUUCCUCGACAUUGGGCCCAUCAGUAACUCUUCCUUGAAUGGAACAUACCUUGACUUAGCCGCAUGGACCGGCAUUGCUCUUGACUCUGGACCCUGCAGCAAGACAGGAAACGCCAACCCGCGCUUCCCCAUCUAUCUCAAGUCUUACAACAGCACCGCCCAAGCACUUGUCUACGAGCUUUUUAAACAAGCUACAACAAAUGCAUCCACUCCUUUCAGUAACGCACUCUUCAUGUUCGAGGGUUACUCCCAACAAGGCGUCAAAGCCCUCGGCGACGACGCAUCGGCUUUUGCUUACCGAGCAGACAAUCUUCUCGUCGCCCCUCUCCUCACCUACGCAUCUACCGGCCUGGCAUCCGACGAGGUCGCGUACAAGCUUGGCAACCAGAUUCGCCAGAUCCUUUACGAGGGUAGUGGAGAGACUACUUUGAAUACCUAUGUCAACUAUGCUUAUGGUGAUGAGACGGCGACAGCGUGGUACGGCGCUGAAGCUUGGCGCCAGGAACGUUUACAAUCAUUGAAGGAGGAAUUCGAUCCCAGUGGCAAGUUUAGCUUUUAUGCACCAAUUGCGUAGUUAGUUGCUAUGGGUAAUUCAAUGUGUCGGCC
Messenger RNA from Mollisia scopiformis, 1737 nucleotides. Its product is annotated as FAD binding domain-containing protein. NCBI's taxonomy places the organism in Eukaryota, Fungi, Ascomycota, Leotiomycetes, Helotiales, Mollisiaceae. Gene Ontology annotation, molecular function: FAD binding. The coding region runs from base 158 to 1705 and encodes 515 amino acids. The record is from RefSeq and is a predicted model, not a curated record. The transcript is spliced from 6 exons.